AUGUCUUCGUUACGAACAAUCAAGCCUAAUCGACAAACGUACGCGAUUAGUGUAGGAUUGCUACGGUAUUAUACGAAUACUCGAAGUGCUCUACGGAUUAAUAAAGAUACAAAAUUGAUAAUCCAAGGAUUCACCGGAAAACAGGCUACUUUUCAUGGACAGCAAAUGAUCAAUUAUAAUACUAAUGUUGUUGGAGGUGUUUCUCCAAGCAAGGCCGGUACAAUGCAUCUUGAAAGACCUGUAUUUAGUACUGUUAAAGAAGCUCGUGAAGCAACAGGUGCGAAUGCGUCGGUUAUUUAUGUACCAGCACGUUUUGCAGCUAAAGCGAUCGAAGAAGCGAUAGAUGCAGAAAUCCCGCUGGUUGUUUGUGUUACCGAAGGUAUUCCGCAACAAGAUAUGGUUAAAGUUCGAAAUAAACUGAUGAAACAGAACAAAACUCGUCUGCUUGGUCCAAACUGUCCUGGGAUAAUUUGUCCGGAUGAAUGCAAAAUAGGUAUUAUGCCGGGACAUAUACAUCGGAAGGGAGUUAUUGGUGUUGUUUCACGAUCUGGAACUCUUACAUAUGAAGCAGUCCAUCAAACAACGGUUUGUGGCCUUGGGCAAACAUUAUGCGUUGGCAUUGGUGGUGAUCCAUUCAACGGCACAAAUUUCAUUGAUUGUCUUGAUAUUUUCUUGAAGGAUCCGCAAACCAAAGGUAUUAUUUUAAUUGGUGAAAUUGGUGGGCAAGAUGAGGAAAAAGCUGCUCAAUUUUUGAAGGAAAAUAAUACGGGAUCGAAUGCUAAACCGGUCGUAUCAUUCAUUGCUGGCCAGACUGCUCCACCAGGCCGACGAAUGGGACAUGCUGGUGCAAUUAUUGCGGGUGGUAAAGGAACUGCUGCUGAUAAAAUCGAAGCUUUGAAAAGUGUUGGCGUCCUCGUUUCGGCAUCGCCUGCGCAGAUGGGUGCAAUGAUGGCGAAGGCUUUGAAGAAAAUCUAA
Molecule: messenger RNA, 975 nt
Organism: Acanthocheilonema viteae
Lineage: Eukaryota; Metazoa; Nematoda; Chromadorea; Rhabditida; Onchocercidae
Source: the annotation of a GenBank genome assembly